CCCCUACACGCAGUAGUUAGUUGUUACCUAAAUCACCGGACGAACAGACCUAAAAGGCGGAGCGGAGGCCGUUUCAUCCCCAGAAAGAAUCUGAGCGAGUGUUUGCGAUGGCGAGUGUCACCAGGGCUUUAACCCCGGGGAAGUUUGGCAGUGCCUGCCGUCUGAUUGCUAUACGCUCCCAAAGUACAGCAGCUGCACCAGCAGAGCAAGUGGAAUCCGUACGGGAGAAACGACUCAAGAAAUUCACAGUCUACCGAUGGGAUCCCGAGAAGCAGGGAGACAAGCCUCACAUGCAGACGUACGAAGUAGAUCUCAAUGCUUGUGGACCCAUGGUUCUUGAUGCCUUGUUGAAAAUCAAGAAUGAGAUUGAUCCUUCUCUGACCUUCCGAAGAUCAUGCCGUGAAGGUAUCUGUGGUUCCUGUUCUAUGAACAUUGGUGGUGUGAACACCUUAGCUUGUAUCAGCAAAAUUGACACCAACCUGACCAAGGCUACGAAGAUCUAUCCUCUACCACACAUGUAUGUGAUCAAAGAUUUAGUCCCUGACAUGAACAACUUUUACGAGCAGUACAGAUCAAUCCAGCCUUGGUUACAGCGGGACGAUGGUCUUCAGCCUGGAGACAAGCAGUACCUUCAGUCUGUUGAUGACCGCAAGAAGCUGGAUGGUCUAUACGAAUGCAUCCUUUGCGCUUGCUGUUCUACUUCUUGCCCAUCAUAUUGGUGGAAUGGAGACAAGUACCUGGGACCCGCUGUGCUCAUGCAGGCCUACCGUUGGAUCAUCGACUCUCGAGAUGAAAUGUCUGAGGAACGUCUGAAAAGGCUGCGUGAUCCUUUCUCAGUUUACCGAUGCCACACUAUCAUGAACUGCACAAAGACUUGCCCAAAGGGCCUUAACCCAGGUAGAGCCAUUGCUGAAGUGAAGAAGCUGUUGUCAGGAAUUGCCAAGAAGGGAGACCCCGGUCUAGAUGCAUUAGGUGCUGCUAAUUAAUUUUUAAUGAUUUUAUUUUUAUUUUUGUUUCUCAAACUGUACACACGUGAAACUAAUAUCCGGGUAAAUUGUUCUAUUUUAUUGUAAUUUAUUUUAGACAUCUUGAUUAGCUAGAAUUGUUUUCUGUGCGUAUUUUUAUGUGCAUACAGUGUAGAGGGAAGUUACUGUACUCCCCUAAAAAGUACUGUAAAUGUUGUAUGUAUUUUAAGAAGUUAUUUUUUAUGUAAAUGGAAAGAAAUCACACCAAAUGUUUUACUCUACAGCUUACCAUUGGUAUCAGGUUAUUAAUAUAGUCAAAGGUUGUGUCUUCAUAUGUUUUUAACUUUGAAUUUCAUUAAGUACUGUGUAGCAGACCUGAAAUUUUCAGUGAAUUUUAGCAGUCCUGAACCAGAGAAGGUUGCUGGCUGAAAUUUUUUUCUUAUCUAUGUAUUUUUAUUUUUCUUAUUUUCGUAGUAUCAAAGCCACGGCAGGACUAGAGGGCAAUAAAGGAGAUAGUGAAAACCCUCCUUUGUAUGAAUGUAUAGUGUAGAUAUUGCUGUAUUUUUUGAUUUCCCAAAAUAUAUAUUUUGGCAGAAAGAAAGUGUCCUUUAUGCAUCACUUUGGGAUGAAUGAGGUUCUUUUUAACUUGUAAAUACACUUUGAAGAGGCGAUUAUGCCCCUCACCCGCUAUUGAUUGGGUGUGUGCACCCCAAUCAUUAAACUACAAGGCAAAA
This is a messenger RNA of Macrobrachium nipponense, 1699 nucleotides long. Its product is annotated as succinate dehydrogenase [ubiquinone] iron-sulfur subunit, mitochondrial-like. Gene Ontology annotation, cellular component: mitochondrial membrane. Gene Ontology annotation, molecular function: electron transfer activity; 2 iron, 2 sulfur cluster binding. The record is from RefSeq and is a predicted model, not a curated record. Lineage: Eukaryota; Metazoa; Arthropoda; Malacostraca; Decapoda; Palaemonidae. Gene Ontology annotation, biological process: tricarboxylic acid cycle; respiratory electron transport chain; aerobic respiration.